AUGUUAUUCUUCAUAAUUCUAACUUCCACAUUUCUUAUGACACGUUGCACUCACAAUGUUACAGCGGGAUGCAGACCUUUGGAUGUUGUUUUCCUAAUCGAUAGCAGCGGAAGUGAAAAUAACGACUCGUUCAAUGCUCAACUUGAAUUCAUGAAGGAACUUGUUCAAAGUUCAAUUUCGUACAAUAAUGACACAAAAUUUGGUGCCGUUAGUUUCUCCAACGAAGCCAAGCUAGAAUUUAACUUGAAUCAAUAUGCUUCAUCGGCAGAUGUAAUUAGGGCCAUUGAAAACAUUACCCACAUCGGUAAAUUUACUCACAUUGAAGAGGGAUUCAAAUAUGUUACCAAUGCCAGUUUCACAAACACUAGUGGUGAUCGGCCGGAUGCAGAUAAUGUACUUCUGGUAUUGACAGAUGGAAUCUUUCAUCCAGAAAAUGCUUCGGAACCGGCAGAAAUAUUACUGGGAGAUGGUGUAAAGAUCAGUCUUGUGCUUUUUACUAACAGAGUGACAGAUAAACUGAACAACAAUGCCCAGAGCGUCACAGAUCUUAACAAUACGUUUACAAAAGAUACAUUUGAACCUAUAAAUUUCUUUUGCCCAGAUACGUCAUCAAGUAACCCAAUAUCAACGCCAUUCAUAUCUACACCACCAUCAGAGACAACACCCCAUACAGCGAAUCUCGGUUGUCGUGAUAAAGUUGCAAAAUGUGCCAGCUACGGGGCAGAAAUUUGUUCUCAGUAUAAAUCCUGGGCGGAGAUUCAGUGUCGCUGUUUCUGUAAAUUUGAUGAAGUGACUAUAUCUGGGAAUACAACUCGAGAUCCAAAAACAGAGGCUACUGUACCAACGAAUCCAAAAGUCUGGGUUACCAUCACCAAUAAACACUGA
This is a messenger RNA of Saccostrea echinata, 885 nucleotides long. RefSeq names its product cartilage matrix protein-like. Bases 1 to 885 code for a protein of 294 amino acids. The record is from RefSeq and is a predicted model, not a curated record. The transcript has 5 exons. NCBI's taxonomy places the organism in Eukaryota, Metazoa, Mollusca, Bivalvia, Ostreida, Ostreidae.